This is a messenger RNA of Hibiscus syriacus, 774 nucleotides long. RefSeq names its product transcription factor MYB10-like. NCBI's taxonomy places the organism in Eukaryota, Viridiplantae, Streptophyta, Magnoliopsida, Malvales, Malvaceae. The record is from RefSeq and is a predicted model, not a curated record. The coding region runs from base 1 to 774 and encodes 257 amino acids. The transcript has 3 exons.
AUGGUGAGAGCUCCUUUCCAUGAUAAAAAUGGAGUUAAGAAAGGUGCAUGGAGCGCUGAAGAAGAUGAUAAACUGCGUUCUUAUAUCGAAAGAUUUGGUCAUUGGAACUGGCGUGAACUACCCAAGCAAGCUGGUCUUCAACGGUGCGGGAAGAGUUGCAGAUUAAGGUGGAUGAAUUACCUCCGGCCUGAAGUAAAGCAUGGGAACUUCACUGAACAAGAAGAUGCCCUAAUCUUGAAAUUACAUGAAGAAUACGGAAAUAGAUGGUCGAUGAUCGCUGCGAGCUUACCCGGAAGAACAGAUAACGAGGUAAAAAAUCGCUGGCACACUCGAUUAAAAGCAUGUGCAAAUCGGGAUCCCAUGUCAUCCACGGAUAACUCCCAAACCGAAUCCUUAUCCAUCCACAGUCUUGAAUGUGAAGCCGAAAGCAUCCAUAUCGUUAUGCCUCCCAACAUGAUACUAGAGAGCUCGGCCUUGUCUCCGACCACAAAGGCGACGGCGGCGUCGACUGUCAAAUUGUAUGCCGCCACCAGCCCGGUUUUCGAUUGUGGAUAUACGCCGAGCUUUAACAUUGGUGGAGGCGGUACGGGAAAUGUUGGUGGUCUCCCUUCGUGUUCUUCGGCCAUGUACGAGGAUCGAAGCGGCGGAGAUUUCUGGAGUGAGCCGUUUGUCACAGAGAAAGACCUUCCAUUGCAUAAUGAGAUUUAUGGUGAUGAUAUUGUGGAUCUUGUUUUUCAUCAAAUGAUGCAUGAAUGGGAAUAUCUUGAUUGCUAA